Ochotona princeps (American pika) is the source of this 2388-nucleotide messenger RNA. It is a transcript of the gene MAPKAP1, whose product is annotated as MAPK associated protein 1. Gene Ontology annotation, molecular function: phosphatidylinositol-4,5-bisphosphate binding. Gene Ontology annotation, biological process: TORC2 signaling. The record is from RefSeq and is a predicted model, not a curated record. The coding region runs from base 520 to 2094 and encodes 524 amino acids. The transcript has 13 exons. Gene Ontology annotation, cellular component: plasma membrane; TORC2 complex; cytoplasm. Lineage: Eukaryota; Metazoa; Chordata; Mammalia; Lagomorpha; Ochotonidae.
CGGUGCAGCGGGGUGCGGUUCCGGGUCGUGGCGCGGCUCGGGGAAGCAGGGCUCGCUGGCUGCUGCUGCUCGGCCGGUCGGCGGCGGGCGGCGGGCGGCAGGGGCAUGAGGGCGAGCCCGGGAGACGGCAGCUGAGAGGGCCGGGACGAGCGCCGGGCCGAGUCGGGGCCGGGGCCGGGAGGCAUCAGGGAGCCGGGCCCUCCCCCCUCGGGAACGUGUCCCCAGGCCACCCCGGCCUCGUAGUGUGGCAGCAGCUUCAGACCCAGACACUUGCUGCAAAGCUUGCCAGGAGAGUUGUUCAAUCAACAUAUUCUGCUUUCCAUCUCCUUAUGAGGCACUCGAUACGCUGUUCUGGCCUAGAUGAGCUGGCUGUCACGUUUCUCGCCUAUACCUGGGCAUGCUGUCUGCUCAACAACUGACGAAACCCAGUCCUGAUGCAUGUACUCCAAGGUAGGUGAGCUCGUGAAACAGUAUGAAGAGGAGAAAAUAGCCUUUUAAGGAAACGGGCCCACAGAGAGGAUGGCCUUCUUGGACAAUCCAGCUAUCAUUCUAGCUCAUAUUCGACAGUCCCAUGUGACCAGUGAUGACACGGGAAUGUGUGAGAUGGUUCUCAUUGACCAUGAUGUUGACCUAGAGAAGAUUCAUCCUCCUUCACUGCCUGCAGACAGUGGGUCAGAAAUUCAGGGGAGCAAUGGUGAGACUCAGGGCUAUGUGUAUGCCCAGUCAGUCGAUAUUACCUCGAGCUGGGACUUUGGUAUUAGAAGACGCUCAAACACAGCUCAAAGAUUAGAACGGCUCCGAAAAGAGAGACAAAACCAGAUCAAAUGCAAAAAUGUUCAGUGGAAAGAAAGAAAUUCUAAGCAAUCAGCCCAGGAGUUAAAGUCACUGUUUGAAAAAAAAUCCCUCAAAGAAAAGCCUCCGAAUUCUGGCAAGCAGUCAAUCUUGUCUGUGCGCCUGGAGCAGUGCCCUCUGCAGCUGAAUAACCCCUUUAAUGAGUACUCCAAGUUUGAUGGCAAGGGUCAUGUUGGUACUACAGCCACCAAGAAGAUCGACGUCUACCUCCCCCUGCACUCGAGCCAGGACAGACUGCUGCCAAUGACUGUGGUGACCAUGGCCAGUGCCAGAGUGCAGGACCUGAUUGGGCUCAUCUGCUGGCAGUACACGAGCGAAGGACGGGAGCCGAAGCUCAAUGACAAUGUCAGUGCCUACUGCCUGCAUAUUGCUGAGGAUGAUGGAGAGGUAGACACAGACUUCCCCCCGCUGGACUCCAAUGAGCCCAUUCAUAAGUUUGGCUUCAGCACUUUGGCCCUGGUGGAGAAGUAUUCAUCUCCUGGUCUGACGUCCAAGGAAUCACUGUUUGUUCGAAUAAAUGCUGCUCACGGAUUCUCCCUUAUUCAGGUGGACAACACAAAGGUCUCCAUGAAGGAAAUCUUGCUAAAGGCAGUGAAACGAAGAAAAGGAUCUCAGAAGAUUUCAGGCCCUCAGUACCGCCUGGAGAAGCAGAGCGAGCCCAAUGUCGCCGUGGACCUGGAGAGCACUUUGGAGAGCCAGGGCGCCUGGGAGUUCUGCCUGGUCCGCGAGAACAGUUCAAGGGCAGAUGGGGUUUUUGAGGAGGAUUCGCAAAUUGACAUAGCCACAGUGCAGGAUAUGCUAAGCAGCCACCAUUACAAGUCAUUCAAGGUCAGCAUGAUCCACAGACUGCGAUUCACCACCGACGUCCAGUUAGGGAUCUCCGGAGACAAAGUGGAGAUUGACCCCGUUACAAAUCAGAAGGCCAGCACUAAGUUUUGGAUUAAGCAGAAGCCCAUCUCGAUCGAUUCUGACCUGCUCUGUGCCUGUGACCUUGCGGAAGAGAAAAGCCCCAGUCACGCAAUAUUUAAACUCACAUACCUAAGCAAUCAUGACUACAAGCACCUCUACUUUGAAUCUGACGCUGCUACUGUCAGUGAAGUCGUGCUCAAGGUGAACUACAUCCUGGAAUCGCGAGCAAGCACUGCCCGGGCUGACUAUUUUGCUCAAAAACAAAGAAAACUGAACAGACGUACGAGCUUCAGCUUCCAGAAGGAGAAGAAAUCAGGGCAGGGGCAGCAGUGAUCCGGCCUCAAACUGCUGCUCGAGCCUGCCCGCCGGGGCCAGGUGGCCCGCUGUCCUCGCGGGCACAGGGCUGGGGGCAACGCAGACCACCAAGAACAUUGCCCCAGGCCACGCCGUGACGGCCACGGCUCCGACAGGCACCGCCCCGAGGCUCCUCUGCCCGGCCACCCUGUCGAGGAUGUAUAUAGCCGCACCCGGACAUUUCCGUCAACUUGAUCAAAUUUCUUAAAGCAAGUGAAGAACAAAAAUGUACAUUUUUUUUCUUUUAAUAAACAGGCAUACUCCUUAUCCCGG